AGAGCUAAUUUGGUUUCUUGCACGCGAAGAAAGAAACAUCUGAAAGAUUGUUCGUAAAGAAUUCGGUUGCAGAAAUGAGAGAAGAAACAGAACCCAGCGAAAGAACGUUGGGUUUAACACCAACUUGGUCUGUUGCUACAGUUUUGACUGUCUUUGUAUUUGUUUCUUUGAUCGUUGAACGUUCCAUUCAUCGGCUUAGUAACUGGUUGCAAGAGACGAAGAGAAAACCUUUGUUUGCUGCAUUGGAGAAAAUGAAAGAAGAGCUGAUGCUGCUCGGGUUCAUAUCGCUUCUUCUUACAGCUACCUCUAGCACAAUAGCUAACAUAUGCGUCUCUUCAAGUUUCCACAAUGAUAGAUUUGUUCCAUGUACCCGCUCCGAGAUUAAUGAUCAGGAACUUGAAAGUACUAUUUCAUCUGUCAAGCGGACUCAGUUAACGAGAUCUCUCUUCUUCCACAUUAUGAGAAGAAGAUUGAGUGGCAUAGGCGAGAAUACGUGCAGCGAGAUUCAUAGAUGGAGGAUAUGGGAAGACGAGGUUCAUAUGGAUCGAAAUGAUUGCUUAACUGUGGUCGCACGUGAAAAGAUAUUCCGAAGGCAAACAACAUUUGUCCGGUAUCAUACAUCUGUUCCUCUGGUCAAGAAUAGAUUACUCAUAUGGGUGAUAUGUUUCUUCAGACAGUUUGGACACUCUGUUGUUCGUUCUGACUAUCUUACACUCCGCAAGGGAUUCAUCAUGAACCAUCACCUAACAUUGACAUACGAUUUUCAUAGCUAUAUGAUCCGCUCUAUGGAAGAAGAAUUCCAAAAGAUUGUUGGCGUCAGUGGACCACUUUGGGGUUUUGUAGUUGGUUUCAUGCUUUUCAACAUAAAAGGAUCAAAUCUUUAUUUCUGGUUAGCGAUCAUUCCAAUCACUCUUGUUCUUUUGGUUGGUGCAAAGUUGCAACAUGUCAUCGCAACUUUAGCAUUGGAGAACGCUGGGAUAACAGAAUAUGCUUCUGGUAUAAAGCUGAGACCUCGCGAUGAACUUUUUUGGUUCAAGAAACCAGAAUUACUCUUAUCUCUUAUCCACUUUAUUCAAUUUCAGAAUGCUUUUGAACUGGCUUCCUUCUUCUGGUUUUGGUGGCAAUUUGGAUACAAUUCUUGCUUCCUAAGGAAUCAUUUACUUGUCUACUUGCGACUUAUAUUAGGGUUUUCUGGACAAUUUUUAUGUAGCUACAGCACACUACCACUCUAUGCACUUGUCACUCAGAUGGGAACAAACUACAAGGCAGCAUUGUUACCUCAAAGGGUAAGAGAGACAAUUAAUGGUUGGGGAAAAGCAACCAGAAGGAAAAGAAGACAUGGGUUAUACGGUGAUGAUUCAACUAUUCGAACAGAAACAAGCACAAUUGCAUCUGUUGAUGAAUACAAUGAUCAGGUUCUUGAUGUUUCCGAAACAUCUCCAGUUCAAGGUAACGAGCUUGAGCUUCAGCUUAUUCGCGGAGCUUGUGAAAAUUCUAGUAGUGUUGAAACACCGAUCUUGCGACCUUGUGCUUCAAUAUCUUCAACAACUUUCUCAAGGCUGGAGACAGAAACAACAGAAUCACUCUCAAGGUCAUCCUCAUUGCCAAUGAGAAGAUAAUGUUAAGAUAGAAAUAUGUUUAGUUGUUCGAUUUUCAAUCUUUCUUUCUCAUCUCCUAAAUUCAGGUUUAUAAGUUAUAUGACUUUCUUUUACUACACAUCAUAGGUACUUACAGCAUAGUAAAUAGAUAAUUACAAA
Arabidopsis arenosa is the source of this 1757-nucleotide messenger RNA. The record is from the annotation of a GenBank genome assembly. NCBI's taxonomy places the organism in Eukaryota, Viridiplantae, Streptophyta, Magnoliopsida, Brassicales, Brassicaceae.